Messenger RNA from Lynx canadensis (Canada lynx), 4663 nucleotides. It is a transcript of the gene TAFA1, whose product is annotated as TAFA chemokine like family member 1. NCBI's taxonomy places the organism in Eukaryota, Metazoa, Chordata, Mammalia, Carnivora, Felidae. The transcript is spliced from 5 exons. The coding region runs from base 1405 to 1806 and encodes 133 amino acids. Gene Ontology annotation, molecular function: receptor ligand activity. Gene Ontology annotation, biological process: regulation of neuroblast proliferation; neuroblast differentiation. The record is from RefSeq and is a predicted model, not a curated record.
GGGUAGCCAGGAGUGUCUGAGGAAUAUCACACAUUGUUCCACCUGGGAGGCGGGGGUGCCAGCCUGUUUUUGCCCUCAGCUUGUCCCAUGCUCCCUCAUCAGUAUGACCUGUAACAGUGGCGACCACAUUGGUUUUGUUCUCUGCCUUGUCCAAGUGUCUAACACAUAGUAGGUGCUUUAUAAGCAAUUCAUGAAAUAACUGAAUGAGUAUGUCUGAGCAUCAGUGCUCAUGCAGUCUGUAAGUGAAAACUAGGUCAACUUGCAGACUUCGUUGAUGUUCAGGUACAAUCACACUAUGUUUCCAAAGAAGAGAGUGUCCAAAGCAUAGUACUAGAAACAAAAUAUCCAAUUUCUGAGUGCUUUCUCUCCCCACACCAGCAUGUUAUUAGAGGGAGAGGGAAAUUUUUUAAAAAAUGCCUUGAGCAUACUUAUUUGUCAUAACCCAGGCUUUGGUGCUGAAAAUGACAUGUUUCUCUUUAUUAAACAUGUUCAAAAACCUCAGAAGGUUUCUAACGGGCUUAUGCAUAUAUUGUAUUCCAAGUAUACCAUAUUCCCAGAUUUAGCUACCAAAACAAUCGACAGACUUAAAUUUGUAUAAGCCUAACAAUAUUUUUGGUUAACGUACUGGUUCAAAGAACGUGAAGAGGUAAGAAAUGGCUCGCAGUUCACUUUCGCAUUUAUUGUUACAAGUCUAACCCCCAUUAACACUAUCAAUAUUAGCAGAAUGCUUUUUCUUUUGUUUCUCCUUCCCUCUUCACUCUUUUGGCAAAUGAAAGGCAUCAGUAAUAGCUCUACAUAACAUACCAGGCAAUACAGUGUUAAAGUGCUGCCUGAGUUGUUGAAGAGUUAGUGGGCAGGCAUUACAAUUCACUGUAGCUGUAAUAGAGGGUAAUGUCACUUUAAGACAUGUGAUACUUUACAGAGGAGGGAUGUAUCGAAACAGACUACCAGACUACUGCUACUUACAGCACCGUAUAGCAGCCCUGCUCCUGCAUUUUGCUGCCUUACUCUGCCCUGAAUGCACAGGACCGGGGAUGGUCCGUCAUUAACUGUAAACUGACUCUCAUCAGGAAACUGCACAUUAUUCCACCAUCCCUUCAAAGGUCUCAUCAGGCAGAGGUGACGCCAGGAGAUGAUUUAAAGGUGAAAAUGACAAGGUUUCCACCCCUCAAACCUUGGCUCCUUUUCUGACAAUACAGUCUGAAUGCACCCGAUGUCUUCUUUACUGUGGAAAUAGCAUCGGAAGAAAAAACAUAUUUUUUAAUCCUGAUAAAGAAGAUUAUUGGGAAGCUCUUUUUUAAAAAAAAAAAAUCUCCAAUUGUGCACAGAUGGAUUUUAGAAAGUGUUAGAGCUUUCCAAUGAACACUAAUAGAGUACUCUGCUCUUGGCUGGAUUUUUCAGAGAAUGGCAAUGGUCUCUGCAAUGUCCUGGGUCCUGUAUUUGUGGAUAAGUGCUUGUGCAGUGCUCCUGUGCCAUGGAACCCUUCAGCACACCUUCCAGCAGCACCACCUGCACAGACCAGAAGGAGGGACAUGUGAAGUGAUAGCUGCACACAGAUGUUGUAAUAAGAAUCGAAUCGAGGAGCGGUCACAAACAGUAAAGUGUUCCUGUCUGCCUGGAAAAGUGGCUGGAACGACAAGAAACAGACCUUCCUGCGUCGAUGCCUCCAUAGUGAUUGGGAAAUGGUGGUGUGAGAUGGAGCCUUGUCUAGAAGGAGAAGAAUGUAAAACGCUACCUGAUAAUUCCGGUUGGAUGUGCGCUACAGGCAAUAAAAUUAAGACCACAAGAAUUCACCCAAGAACCUAAUGGAAGCAUUUGUUAUAGUAGCAAAGGAAAACCACCUCUGCAGAAAACACAUUUUAAGAAUUUAAAACAUCUUACACAUUACAAGCCAAAUGGAUUUCUUAUUUGCACUUUGACUGGUUACCAGAAAAUCACAGUGCUUUUACUGUGUGUCAUGAAGUAUCCUAUAGUGAGAAGACCCUGCAUUUUUGGCAACACCAUGGAAAGUGGGUUUAAAAAAAGGGUUUUCUCCAUGAAAAUUUUUGGGAUUAUGAAGAACGAUCAACUAUCUUCUAAUUUGGAUCUAUAGUUACUUUGUACCAUUUUAAAUAUAUGUAUAUAUAUAAUAUUUUGAAAUAUUAUAUAUUCUCUUCAAGAAAUGAACAAUACCACAGUUUGAGGCGGCUGGUGUACCUCUUUGAGUUUGGAUGUCUUGUUUUGUUUUGUUGCAUUUCUUUUUCUCUUGGCGAGGAAGACAUGUGCCCUUCUGAAAUUUCAACAUGGCACUCACGCUGGAAGGCCAGCUACAGGUGGACUCCUGGAAUCUGAGGCAUCGUAACAAUACUGAAUCGAGAGCUUCCUUCUGUUUCUACCAGAUGGCCCAAGGAAGCACAUCGUCCUGUUUUAUUGCUUUCUACCCUGUGCAAUAUUAGCAUGCAAGCUUGGCUUACAUAACCAUACUUUAUAUUCAAUUGAUAUAUAAUAACCAUCCUAACCUCUUCCAGGAAAGUAUUUUUAGAACUACUAGCUUUUCCACAGAUAAGAAAAAUAAGAAUUCUUGAGGGAGCUGCUCCACCGUGCUAUUAAGACUCUGGCAAAAUUAUGGUAGAAUACGGAUCCCUGUAUUAAUAAGUUCUGUAAAUACAAUGUCUUAAGGCUUUGUAUAGCUGUCCUAGACUGCAGAAAUGUCCUCCAAUGAAAUCCAAAGUCUGGCAUCAUUAAGUACAUAGUGCUGUAGCAACAAGUCUUAUCAUGGUACCUCUUUCUAUGUUUGAUUUGCUUUUUUCAUGAGUAUUCAAAUCUCUUCUGGUGAGAUAGGAAGACCAUUAAAGCAAUUAGGUUUCAAAAUGAUCUAUGUGACCAAAUGCUGGACAGCCCUAUUAAAGUGGUAAAUAACUUCUUUCUAAACCUACUUGUCCUCUUUAUUUGCCAUUUAUUUUUCCUGAGUCAGUUUUAGCCAAAUCCACAGAACACCCUGCUUAGAGACUCAUAGUCACCCAGAAUUUUUCCAUGACGUCUUUGCUACAAUCGCAGCCAAUAUUUCCAACCCCAGUAUUCUGAAAAUCAGAAAUUCAUUACUAUGACUGCUGUGUUCUCAGCCAGUAAGAUUAAAUGUCAAAUCCCAUUAUUGGGUUUCUGUACUGGUCACUUGGACCAUACAUAUGGGGCUCCCAUCCCGAAAAAAGAAAUUCUUGUCCAUCUUCUCUUUCUAAAAGUUACUCAGAUAAUGAUUAUAAAAAGGAAAUAACUACUUGUUAUCUACCUGGGAUAGUGUAAUAGUAUUAUACAUUCCUGUUGCUUAACCUAUCAUAUUGCAAGGAUAUCUACUUUUUCUCCAAAGCCUUCCCUCUAGAAUACAUGUUUUAGGGCUUCGUAUUAGAUCACCAGCACAUUUGGCCGCCUAGUUUGGAGUUUUAAAGUUAAACCUCAGGUAAUAUCCAGAGGCUCCUUAAUGUCUACCAGUAUAACUUGAAGUCUGAUUGAAUAUGUAGAUACUCUAAUCAGAUAGAUGGGUUCUCCAUCUUGAAUGCCUAUAAAAGCAUCCAGAAAUGGAAAUGGAAUCCUAACUACAAAAUCUAGGCUUUCCAAAUACUUUCAAAAAUAUUUGCCAGAAGAUAGCAUAAGAUUCAUACAACCAAAUCACAGUCUCUUGAAUUUAUGGUCCCUUUCCGUGUACUGAGUAAUAUAUUGGCAAUCGACUUUCACCUGUAAUUUUCAGAGUAACAACUGAGAUCCUAAACGCAAAGAGUGACCUAGAACGGUACAUCCCAAGAUGGGGAGGAAAAAACCUCCCUAAUCAAAUAUAUUGGGGGAACAUUUUUAAUAAAAUAAACAGAUAUAUUUACUGAGGAAAUUUUCAGAAACUUUAAUGCACAAAAAGUGUUGUAUGUCUUCAGGAAAGACUAAAACACGGGGAGCAAAGUAAAAAUCUUCCCAAAUCCAGGCAUGCUAGGUGGAUACUUGACUAAUGGACAGCACAUCCCUGCCUAGUAAGAAGGUACAAGAAAUUAUUUCUCUGUGAGGAUAUAUUCACUGCCUUGUUACAUCUUCAAUUUUUUCCAAGAGCACCAGCAAUCUGGAUUUUUAUGUAACAUCUCCUAACAUUCUUAAAUAAGAGGAACUAAUCUGAGAUGUUUGCUAUUAAAAACUCUGCAAGCAUUGUUAUUGCCCCAAAUUCUGUGAUCAUGUAGUCUUUUCUAUGAGAUUACUGUUUCCUGGAAUACCCUGUUAACAGCGUUGGUCCUGAAUGGAAACUCAGUGUGAAGUUUGGCCUCGCGCAUACAGACCCUUCUCAUAAUUUACGAUAUGAGGAACUCACAGCUUCUCCUCCUCUGUAACCAGAGCCUGUAAGUCAAUGAAAGAAUUAGUCUAGAGGCCCACAUCUGUCAGUUCAUUUCGUAGUGGUUACUUGAUGCAUUAGCCUCCCUUGGAAAGGCCUGGAAGAAGAGAGAAGGAGAAAAAAAGACCACAUCAGAAUCAGGCAACCGUCCCGUAAAACCGUGCAAAUAUUUGUAAAUGUCAUCAAAUUCAAUUUGGAUUUAUCAAGUCCCUUAUACAAAUGUGUGAACCGUCACGUUGUGUUUAAAUUGGACCCACCCCAGUUAGGGGGGGAUUCAGUAGCUACCCCAUGCCUACAUGUGUGGUUUAAAAACUUUUAUCA